CCUGCUCACCGACACUCUCUUGCACUGUUUGUCUGUCAUUUUCGCUGCCCUUUGCUUGAUCUUGGACUUGAAGAGUGGAGUUUGAGUGCUACCAGCCAAGCUUUAUCCAAGCAAGCGUCCUUUCGUUCCGUAAAAAAGAAUUUCGCUGGGAAGGGGCUCUCUUUCGCGCGCGGCCCCAGCAAGCCCUCAUUUCAUCCGUUCGUUCCUUUUUCGUAACCAGUGCAACUUUUGUGAUCUGCCACUUCUUCCCCUCCCGUCCCACUCGGCUUGCACGAGUACUUCCUAUUUUUUUUCUUCUCCCGUCUUCUCACCACUUUUUAAACUAACGCUUCCCCCUCACCCUCGUUUUAUUACUGCUGGAAAUUUGGACGGACGGUCGGGAGAACCUGGUUUACGUUUUGAAAGGCAUAGGCAGAGAGCAAAGGAGAAGUUGGGAAAAGAUAGGAUAGAGUGCAGAGGGAAGGGCACUCGACAACCGAGGAAACAAUAUUCAAAUCACGACUCAGCAAAGCCGUCCACCUCCCACAACCCAAGGGCAAGCGCACAACAAAACUAAUGUCUCCAUCUUCCUCGCAACAGUAAUAUAUUCUAGUGAAAGACAAUGACAGCCAGCAGUCCCCCAUUGCUCCGAAUAUGCCUCGGCCGUCGCUCCCGUCUCCACAACAUCACUCCAAAUCACUCGCCCCUUCUCCUCCUCAUCCUCAUAGCGCUGCUCCUCGUACCUUCACAGGUCCUUGCGCAGAAUUCACCAACCCCAACGAGCAUUUCCCCCAGCUCCGCCUCUGGCACGGCUGGCGCUGGUGGUUUAACAGUGGAAUCCAGUGACUCCUCCAACGAAACAUGGCCAAGGCUCUUUGACUCAACAAGUAUUAGCGCGAAUAGUUCGUCGGACUCAUGCCCGACCUUCUUUAGUAGGUUCCUGGCGGAUAAAGUCUUCUUGGAUUGCUUGCCGUUGUCAGGUCUUCUCCUGAACUCGCUGAGUUAUUUCGAAGUCACGAAAAAGGGGACCUUCGCGACAGCGAGGGUGGUCGACAAAACUUGCAAUGUUCCCUUGGCCACAUGCACCGAGGUGAUGGAGAAGCUGGGUCGGCAAAUCACCCUUGACGAGAAUUGUGGGCAGGAUUUCAGGAAUCAGAACCCCAUUGUUGUCCAGGCCUACGCAGCGUUUAUUUCCUAUCGUGUGGUGUAUUCCGCUGGGUGUUUGAAGUCGGCUUCUGGGUCCUAUUGCUAUGUCGACGCCAUCACGAAUACCACCAGUCCGAGCGAUUCUUAUGUGUAUUACUUGCCACUGGGGAUCAAAUUUCCUGGGGGGUCUAGACCCACCUGUUCCCCCUGCCUUUCCCAGACAAUGGCAAUUUUUGCCGCUACGGCCGGAAAUUCUUCACAGCCGUUAUCAACCACCUACGUUCCCGCAGCGGAGCAAAUUAACCUUGGUUGUGGUCCCAACUUUGUCAAUUCAACGGUGGAACCCCUGAGCGAUGCCUCGGCGAGUUCUCCGAGGCUCACUAUCGUCGCUGCUGCUGCGGUCUUGAGUGCCUUGCUCGUGCUAAUGUAGAGAGAGAUUUUUUAUUUUAUUUUAUUUUAUUUUAUACCGCACAAAUACAGUAAUCAAAAGAGAACGGAAACAUUAUUCUUUUCAAACUUAUCAUUUGGUAGGGUGGAUUGUAUACCAUAUUUUUUGAAUAAGGUGUUCUAGGGAGGUUUUUUUCCUUUUUUCUUUUACAUUCCUUUUCUCAUGUAGGAUGGACUUAUUUUUCAUUUUCAUUUUCUUCCUUCUCAUGGUGAGGGUGUUUUUUUGUUCCCCAUUGACAUUGGAUUUGAUCGGAUAAGGUUUGACUGGGCUUGUAUUUGCUAUCUUGUUUGCGUUUAUUAUUCUCUUUGUAGUAUAUUGGUAUGAAUAUAGGACGAAACUUUGCCACAGU
Messenger RNA from Tuber melanosporum (Perigord truffle), 1922 nucleotides. RefSeq lists its product as uncharacterized. The record is from RefSeq and is a predicted model, not a curated record. NCBI's taxonomy places the organism in Eukaryota, Fungi, Ascomycota, Pezizomycetes, Pezizales, Tuberaceae. The transcript has 5 exons. Bases 602 to 1555 code for a protein of 317 amino acids.